Messenger RNA from Vicia villosa (hairy vetch), 1068 nucleotides. RefSeq lists its product as uncharacterized. The coding region runs from base 1 to 1068 and encodes 355 amino acids. The record is from RefSeq and is a predicted model, not a curated record. Gene Ontology annotation, molecular function: DNA-binding transcription factor activity, RNA polymerase II-specific. The transcript has 3 exons. Lineage: Eukaryota; Viridiplantae; Streptophyta; Magnoliopsida; Fabales; Fabaceae.
AUGGAGAGUUCCGGUGUGGAUCCUCCUUUGAUGAAAUGCGACGUAAAUCAGACAUGCGUGGAUACAACAUAUGAUUUUGUAACUGGUCAAAAAUUUACUACAAGAGAAGAGGCGAUAAGUUGGAUUAGGGAGGUUGGAAUCAGGAAUAAAGUGACAGUUAUAAUAACUCAUUCAGAUACUAAAACAGGCAAGAGAGGAAGAAGUAACAAAUUAAUAUUUGGUUGUGAUAAAGGUGGAAAAUACAAAAAAACAGAUAGUGAAACCCAAAGUGCUAGUAAGAGAUGUGGUUGUCCUUUCAAAAUUAGGUCAAAACCGUCGAAAGAUGGUUCUGGAUGGAAGAUCGAUGUAAAAUGCGGAGUACACAACCACGACUUACCUGAUAGAUUUGAAGGUCAUGCUUUCGUAAGUCUAUUAAAUACAGAUGAUAAGCAACAUAUUGUUGAUUUGAUAAAAUGCCAUGUUCCACCAAGACACAUAUUAUUGUCAAUGCAAGAGCGUGACCCGGAGAAUGUCACUCGGAUCACACAAAUAUACAAACAUAAGAGUAAGAUACAAAAAGACAUAAGGGGUCCCAUAAUAGAAAUGCAACAAUUGCUCAAGUUGGUUAAAGAAUCAGGUUAUGUUUACUGGAGCAGGAAAAAGGAUGAGUCAGAAGUUGAUUUUUGUCCUCAAGUAAUCUUGACUGAUAGAGAUCUUGCUUUAAUGAAAGCCAUUGAAACAGUAUUUCCAAAGACAACUAAUUUGCUUUGCCAAUUUCACAUCAACAAAAAUGUGAAAUCAAAGUGUAAGGAGUAUGUUGUGGAUAAUAUGCGAGAAACUGUGGAGAAAAUGUGGUAUGAACUUAUAAGGGCUAGUGAUGAGAUGGAGUACCAUCAAAGAUUGAAACAAUUUGAGGAUGCAUGUGUUGACUCCAAAGAUUUUAUUGACAUGGUAGGUACAGAUACGCAAAAGUGCGGAUGUACUCAUAGAAAAGUAUAUGGGUUACCAUGUGCUUGUGAGUUAGGGAGAUAUACAUUGAGUGGUGAUGCGAUACCAAUUAGGCUAUUCAUAUUCAUUGGAGAAAACUAA